UCUUUAAUGAGACCCAACGUUUCAUGAAACAAUUGAAGUUUUAGAUAUACCAUUUGUGUCAUUUCUUCCAGUUAAGCCAUGAAGGAUCAAACUAAUACGCUCGUUUUACAGACUCAUCGACGUGUCACACGCUCCAUGGUCAAGAACGAUAUAAGUAACACAAAAGUCAUCAAAGUUGAGAAACGCAAGACAGCGCCACGAAAAGUACCCACUGGAGUAGUGCUCUCGGCAUCGCGAAUCCCUCCAAUCUCCAAGGAGCGUUUCGGUCUGAUCCAAGAAACCGUCGGAAGAGAUCUGUACAAACUUCUCGUUGCAGCCGUUCUUUGGAACAGGACCCGAGGAUCCCAAGCCCGCCCUGUUUUCCAAAAGCUCAUAUCUCGGUACCCAACACCAACUCACCUCGCAGAAGCAUGUUUCUCCGACCUUGCAGAUAUCAUCCGUCCAAUAGGACUCUACAACUCCCGCGCCGCUCGGUUCAUCGCCUUCGCUAAGACAUGGCUUGAGAAACCGCCCAAUAAAUCAAGGCGGUACAGAAAGCUGCAUUAUCCCCUGCAGGGCGAUGGGUUAGACAUUGGAAAGGAUGAAGUCUUGGAUGAAGAUGAUGUGAGACAGGGCUGGGAAGUGGCACAUUUGCCGUCACUUGGUCCGUACGCCAUUGAUAGCUAUCGGAUCUUUCAUCGAGACAUGUUGAGGGGUUCAGCCGACGAUUGGAAUGGCUUGAAUGCAGUGCGGGGUUUUGAGCCUGAGUGGAAAAGGGUUGUGCCACUUGAUAAAGAGUUGAGGGCUUAUUUGCGAUGGAUGUGGCUUAAGGAAGGUUGGAUAUGGGAUCCUGAAACUGGUGGUAAAAUCAGAGCUUCAGAGGAAAGAAUGGAAAGAGAGCGUAACCGAUCGAGGAGCUUGUCUCCGGAGGGGUUUAGAGUACCCCGUCGAUAAGCCCUGCAAAUAUUGUCUUUCGAUAACCGAAAAGGAUUGGGCCUUGAAUACUGGUCAAUCAUGUCUCAGACACGCUUCAGCUCCAAUCCUCGAAGAUGAUUAUCUCCAAUCUGAACCAUUGUCUUCCUCCUUGCAUUAGUUUUCUUCUCUAGCCUCACGGAGCUAUUCAGCUGAGCGAAAGUCCCCGACCUGCAUAGAGUUGUGUCAUAGAUUCAAGAUUCUCCCUG
Messenger RNA from Fusarium odoratissimum NRRL 54006, 1160 nucleotides. RefSeq lists its product as uncharacterized. The transcript has a single exon. Bases 79 to 933 code for a protein of 284 amino acids. Gene Ontology annotation, cellular component: nucleus. Gene Ontology annotation, biological process: base-excision repair. Gene Ontology annotation, molecular function: catalytic activity; DNA binding. Lineage: Eukaryota; Fungi; Ascomycota; Sordariomycetes; Hypocreales; Nectriaceae. The record is from RefSeq and is a predicted model, not a curated record.